Paramuricea clavata is the source of this 816-nucleotide messenger RNA. The record is from the annotation of a GenBank genome assembly. Lineage: Eukaryota; Metazoa; Cnidaria; Anthozoa; Malacalcyonacea; Plexauridae.
AUGGACGACUGUUUAAAGUACUUUAAGUCAGCCUUGACUAAGGUCAACCCAAACAAAAUAUUUCAAAUUCCAAGUUGGAUUCCAAUGUUACACGAUCCCAUUAUUGAAUUUGACCUUGAACCUCCAACUUACCGACAAAUAACAAACAUUAUUCGUAAAAUGAAAACAUCUGGCUCACCUUGUCCUCUAGAUCAAAUCUCCAUUAUAAGUUUUAAGCGUUGCCCAUACCUCCGAACAUAUUCAACCGAACUAAUUCAAGCAGUCUGGCUUUCCGGGUCUGUACCUGACGAAUGGAAGAAAGCUUGUACUAUAUUAAUCCACAAGAAAAAUGAUGCUAAUCUCCCCGAGAACUUCCGUCCAAUAACUCUUCAGUCCGUACCACUGAAAGUAUUCACCUCGAGUCUCCGUAAUGCAAUGUUCUCUUACCUACUCGCCAAUAACUUUAUCGAGCACGAAAUGCAAAAGAGCUUCACCCCUCAUAUAUCGGGGACAUUUGAACAUACAGCACAAAUGGCUUAUAUAAUCAAUCAAGCACGAAUAAGACAGCGAUCUCUCGUUAUAACCCUUCUUGAUCUCAAGAAUGCGUUUGGUGAAGUACAUCACAAUUUAAUCCAAUCUGUUCUUGGCUAUCAUCACAUACCUCAACAUAUUCAACUGAUGGUUAAAAGCCUUUACACAAACUUUAAAACAUCAAUCAUCGCAUCUGAUUUUAACAACCCAUUUGUAGAAGUAGGUCGUGGAGUUUUGCAGGGAGAUUGCCUCAGUCCAUUACUAUUUAACCUAUGCUUUAAUACUUUUAUCCAGCACAUAAAAUAG